Molecule: messenger RNA, 4328 nt
Organism: Pieris rapae (cabbage white)
Lineage: Eukaryota; Metazoa; Arthropoda; Insecta; Lepidoptera; Pieridae
Gene: CycJ
Product: cyclin-J
Exons: 6
Coding region: 335-1474 (379 amino acids)
Biological process (GO): mitotic cell cycle phase transition; regulation of cyclin-dependent protein serine/threonine kinase activity
Cellular component (GO): cytoplasm; cyclin-dependent protein kinase holoenzyme complex; nucleus
Molecular function (GO): cyclin-dependent protein serine/threonine kinase regulator activity
Source: RefSeq, a predicted model, not a curated record
ACUCACUACUCAGUAGUCUGUUCACAGUUGUCGGCUGUCGCUCGCAAUGUGCAUACUGUAUUCUUCAAGUUUUUUGCACUGAGCUGAAUUUUGAUUGCAUUGCAUUGCAUCAUUUACAUUUUUAAUGAGUGAUAUUCGCAUCGAUUUUGUAUAAUUGAUAUUAAAUGAUGUGUAAUCUGCCAAUAAAUCUGUUAGCUAAAUAUAUACAAAUAGUUUUUCUUUCUUAGACUAUUUGACGUUCAUAUCCACGUGGUGAUUGUCAAGUGAAAGACGACGUGUUAAUUUUUAUUCAUAUUAUUUAUAAUAUUAAUUUAUUAAAGUAAUAAUAUACCAAAUGGAUUCGUUAAAUAUGUCUAAAUUAAAUUUAUCUACCGUUCAAACUGAAGCUCCUAAUGAAACAAGAAAAAAUGAAGUUUCUGUUGUUAAAUAUGAAUCAAAUACAUUUUUGGAUCCAGAUGAUGAAUUCAAAUGUGAAUACAAGGAGGACAUUUGGAAAUAUUUGAUUAAACAGGAAACUAUGAAACCAACAAUACAACUUCAGUCACCACAGUUGGAGUUUCGCGGUGCCCUAGUUCAACAGUUACGUGAAGUAUCUAAAAAGCUAGGAUUGUCCAUUGCCACUAUACACUCAGCUGUGGCUCACCUAGACCUAUUUAUGGAUGCCCACAGAUUAAGGUCCGAUCGACUGACACACGUAGCACUGGCUUGCUUAAGUUUAGCAGCAAAGAGCGACGUAAAAUUUAGCCUAGCACCAACCCUGAAAACAUUAUCAAAGGCCAGCGGUGUCCAAUUAUGUGGAAACACAUUCCGGCAGUUAGAAUGGAUGGUAGGCCAGCAUGUGCGAUGGAGGCUUCUAGCGCCCACGCCUGUAACUUUUGCGUCCUUGUUGGCUCAGUAUGUCGUAACGGACAGCGAUUUGACCACACGACAUCCGAAAUUUGUAAGGCGCUUCAGACGGGACGGCAUCAAGUUAUUGGAAGCAUAUUUAGAUUUGACAUUGUCGGACGUACGUUUAAAAGUAGUAGACAGCGUGGAAGUGGGUUGUGCGUGCGUGUCUUGCGCGCGCGCAGAGCUUGGUCUAUCCGCGUGGCCCGAUUAUUUAGCUGACGUUGCUGGAAAGACUAAUGAGACAAUCGCACCCAUUGCACGACUGCUACAUAGGAUGAUGCAAAUAAAAUCACGGGAAACUACCGAGUGCGAAGUGGAUCAAGGUUAUAGCAGUGCAAGAACAACACCAAAUAUAACACCUUCCACAUCACCGCAAUAUCAUAUUUCUUCAAACUACCCUCAAAGUAUUUCUAAUAUUAGCUACUACCAAAAUCAGACAGAUUAUAGGUUAUAUAGGGCUAGCAGAUUAAUCGAGGCAAGCGUUGAACCCUCUACCAGUAUGGCUGUGAAACGGAUUAGAGAUCAAAAUGAAAUAGAGUUAGAUAGAAAGAGAUAUAGGGUAGCUAUUUCUCAAGCGGUUCAAUGAUUGCUAGUCUCCGCGAGGUAAGGUUAAACGAUUCUCAAAGGUUUAUUCUAAAUGACCAACAAUGAUUUUUAACUUUUUUUUGAGCAUGAAGGUUUUAUUUGUAGAAUAUUUUUAUCUCAUAUGUAUUUUUAAAUUGUAAUUUAUCAAAGACAAGGUUUUAAUUCGUCUAAUGAUUCUUGGAAUAAUUUACUUGUUUUUAUAUGUCUAAGAGUGAUCAACCUUUGAGAAAUAGGAUUAUGAUACUCAUACAUAUAACAUAGCAAUAAUUUACACUAAUGCUAUAUAUGACAGACUAUGCCCUAUAAAAUAAAGUAUCUACAAACCCUUGAGUUUAUAAUAAAAUUUGAUUUUUUUCCUUUAUUGAAAGUUUAAUAAAAUUAGGGUUGUGCUAAAUAAGUUUUUGCUUUUUAUAUGGCAUAGUUAAAUAAGUGCCUCUGACCUUAUCUCGCUAGAAAAAUCUGUACAUAUUCACAUAUACUAAGUUCCUAUAGAUUGAAUUAUCGCCAUUCCACUCAGAAAAUUGUGGAUAAUAGGAUGUAUUAUUUAUUUGUAUGGUUAUGGGAUGUGGCUGUUAAAUAUUCUUAAAGUUAAUCUCGGCAUUGAGAGCUUGGCAUCUCGGCGAAGUCUAAUUAAAUAUGUAACGGCCAUUCUUGAAGUUUAUAAAACUGUUUAGCAACCACGUUCUGUUAGCUAAUUUUCCUUGACGAAGUCAUUUAAAAGAUUUAAGCUUUUUUCAGGUCCUGAACGUAACUACUUCAUUCUACUUUCUAAUAUUUUUGUUUCAAUGUUUCUGAAUAUUCUAAGUUUUUCCUGCAAUUUUCAUAACGUGCGUUGAAAAUUAUUUUGCCGAGAUUUAAUUGACUUCGUAAGAGUUUUAACACGUAAAUACGUAGAUAGCUAGCAACAAAUUAAUUAAUUGGAUUCUCAACGGAAUGAUAUACUGCCAUUACUGAACAUCUUAAAUGUUGUGAACUUCAACAAAACUAACCAAUAUUUAAACCUAAUACUAUUUUUAAUACAUCUUUUCCAUCAGAAUAGAUCAACAUUUCGAUAAUCUCGCGUUUUUAAAGUCGUUAAAAAUGCAUGCCAAAGAAAACGUGUAGAAUUACGAACGAAUGAAAACUGGUAAAGUUAAACUCGUAUAUUAAAUUACCAAACCUAAGAAGAUCAUUUCUUGGUAAUGGUUAAAAUCGUAAUACUGUUAUUUAAAUUAGCUUUGGCUCUGGUUUUGUAUAUGUUCGUUACAUUUAUCUAGUUCGUGUUCGUACAUAACGUUAUACGUAUAAAAAUAUAACUUCGACUGUUAAUCUUCAUGACAUGUCUAAGAAUUAGACUAAAGUCAUGAAGCUUUUUCUUUUAGCAUAUCUGUCAUCAUCAUCUGUCAAACCAUUUGACAGGUGGGUAUGGCGCUUUUUCCGAAUCGUAGUUUCAAUUGUAACAUGACAGCGAAGUAUUUUUAAACAAUGUUUAUAUCUGUGAUUGCUGACAAUCAUCGCUUUUUUAUUAACUUAUUAAAGUCUAUGACAUGUAUGGGAUUUGAAAAAAUACUUAUGUCUAUAAAGCAUCGUUUAAGCUAAGUGGUAAAUUUCGGUAUUAUUACGACACCGAAUUCCCAUCUUAACUAACGCGAGACAUAAAUUUUCUACCUUUUGUUACAGACAUCACCUUAAUUUUUGGACUAAAAUUCGUUAUUUUUUAGUGUUUAAUCUAGAACAAUUAAGGUUUUUAAAGAUAUUACGAUGGUACGGAUAUUUGACUGAUAAUUUUAGGACUAAUAUUGGAGUUGUCGGCCAGAUGCCAUGUAACGGGUAUUGCCAUUGCAAAAAUAUAAAUAAUUUAUAUCCCACUAAGAAAUAUUCGAAGGAAACACGGCCACCAACUCAUAAUAAUCCACUUGUCGUAAAAUCUUUGAAACUAUACAUAAUUGUAUAUUGCGUAUGGUUGUGAACAGAGUUUAUUUUUGAUGUUUCAAACUUGUUUGUGUUUUCGUUAUAAAUAAUUAUUUUGUACGAUUUUCAGCCAGGUGUUGCAUAUCACUAUUUAUUAUUAAAAUUUCGUUUUCAGUUCAUAGCCUUGUUUGCUGUAAAAAUGUCAAGUUACCAUUGUUUAUCUAAGUGUGUAAGACUUCGAUAGCAAGCUAAAUUUUCAUCCAGUUUUAACAAAUUAAAUCCACUAUAAAUUCUUGUUUUUUCUAAAUUAUGAUUAUAAAAACAUUUGUUACAUUAAGUUAAAAAUAUGUUUUUCGUAAAUUUACAUUUUAACGUAAUAUCCUAUGUCGAUUUUUUCAAUAUAAUCGAAAUCAAAGCAGUGUGAAUGUGUUUGACGUUAUCUGUAGUCAUUUAAACAUAAUAAAUUAUUGUGAAUUGUUAUGCUGCGCUUCUGGUAUAUAAAAGAUUGAUUACGAUGAUUGAAUGUGAUUAAAAGUAUAUCAAAUAUUAUAAUGCAUUGUAAUCGUAUUGAAUAUUGCGCAAUCGUUCGAUGUGCAUCUAUAUGUACUUAAUAUUCAUAAUAAUGGAAAGGAAAGUCAGGGUUGCUGCAAUAAGUUUCACAUCUACAAACUAUAAAAGAUAAUAGAAACAAAUUUCAACAGAUAAAAUUAUAUUGUUUUUAAAAUAGGUUGCCAUAGGUACUUUGUAUCAUUUUGUUUAUUGUAUUUUAUUCUAAAAACAUAUUGUCGUAACCCUGUUUUUAAGGCCUAAAUGGUUAGCGCGAUGGUAAAAUUAGCAAAAUUGAUUAUAUUGCUUAAAGACUGAUGUGAAGGUUCUACUCUGAGUAUGUUUGAUAAAGGAAAUAGUUUUGUACUCGUUAAAUAAAAUUUAAAGAUGCAACUUGAAAUAAAAGUAUUUACUCUUUA